Messenger RNA from Fimicolochytrium jonesii, 762 nucleotides. Its product is annotated as chaperonin 10-like protein. The record is from RefSeq and is a predicted model, not a curated record. The transcript is spliced from 3 exons. Gene Ontology annotation, molecular function: ATP binding; metal ion binding; protein folding chaperone. NCBI's taxonomy places the organism in Eukaryota, Fungi, Chytridiomycota, Chytridiomycetes, Spizellomycetales, Powellomycetaceae. The coding region runs from base 158 to 469 and encodes 103 amino acids. Gene Ontology annotation, cellular component: mitochondrial matrix.
UGGAGCGGAAAGAACGAAAAGAACGAAAUGGAAAAAACGCGCGCGGUCACGAGGGAACUUCCGACGUCGUAUUUCAACCCUCGUCGCUCGCACACACACAACGGACGACGAUCUCUCAAGCGCUCAUCCCCUGUCGACGCAGUCCAAAUUCGCAGCUAUGUCCACCUUCAAGCAAGCCAGCAAGAUCAUCCCUCUCUUCGACCGCGUGCUCAUCCAGCGGAUCAAGGCUCCUGAGCGCACAGCUUCUGGCCUCUUCAUCCCCGAGAAAGCACAAGAAACCCUCAACGAAGGCAUCGUCGUCGCGGUCGGGCCCGGCGCACCCGCAAAGGACUCUUCGUCCGUAAGACCGAUGAGCAUCAAGGAGGGCGAGCGUGUACUGCUGCCGCCGUAUGGGGGAAACCAGGUUAAGGUUGGGGAGAAGGAGAUGUUUUUGUAUAGGGAGGAGGAGAUUCUGGGCAAGUUGGAGUAAAGCGGUGCACCGCAAAACCGCGAGGGAGUCGAUACUUCUCCCUGCCCGACGCUAUCCGCCAAACCACCACCACCACCUCCACCACCACACUUUAUUUACGCACCGGCCCGAUACGUGAGCUCGGUGUUCACGUUUACGUAGGCCCAAGAGGCACGCAGGAUCUCAAGAUUAGAUAGGCUUAGAACCCCCUUGCCUCCAUAUAUAAAACAUCGCACCCAUCCCACCAUAUUUCUGCAUAGUUGUACAAAGCUUCUCGAAAAAUCCAUGUUCUCAUCAUAUUCAUUAUAACGCAC